Pogoniulus pusillus (Red-fronted tinkerbird) is the source of this 2626-nucleotide messenger RNA. It is a transcript of the gene CWC25, whose product is annotated as CWC25 spliceosome associated protein homolog. The coding region runs from base 74 to 1315 and encodes 413 amino acids. Gene Ontology annotation, cellular component: U2-type spliceosomal complex. The transcript is spliced from 10 exons. NCBI's taxonomy places the organism in Eukaryota, Metazoa, Chordata, Aves, Piciformes, Lybiidae. The record is from RefSeq and is a predicted model, not a curated record. Gene Ontology annotation, biological process: mRNA splicing, via spliceosome.
UGACGCGGGCGCGCCCUGAUGACGCACAUCCGGGCCCGGUAGCGGCGGGGCCAGCUCCGCUCCGAGCGCCGCCAUGGGUGGGGGCGACCUGAACCUGAAGAAGAGCUGGCACCCGCAGACCCUCCGCAAUGUGGAGAAGGUGUGGAAGGCCGAGCAGAAGCAUGAGGCCGAGCGGAGGAAGAUCGAGGAGCUGCAGAGGGAGCUGCAGGAGGAGCGGGCGCGGGAGGAGAUGCAGCGAUACGCCGAGGACAUGGGCACCGUCCGGAAGAGAGAAGAGAAGCUGGAGUGGAUGUACCAGGGUCCUGGGGGCAUGGUGAACAGAGAGGAGUACCUGAUGGGUCGCCCUGUGGACAAAUUCAUCUUUGAGAAGAUAGAAGAGAAGGAUGCAGGCUGCUCCAGUGAGACAGGACUUCUGCCAGGCUCCAUCUUUGCCAAGUCAGGUGCCAAUUCUGUCCUGGAUAUGGCCAACAAGAUCCGGGAGGAUCCACUCUUCAUGAUAAGAAAGAAGGAGGAGGAGAAGAGGAGAGAAGUUCUCAACAACCCUGUUAAAAUGAAGAAGAUCAAAGCUCUGCUGCAAAACAGUUUAGAGAAGAAGGAGAAGAAGAAGAAGAAGGAGAAGAAGAAGAAGCACAAAAAGCAUCGGCGGCGCAGCUCCAGCAGUGGCAGUGACAGCAGUGAGGAGGAAAGAGGCAAAAAUAAGACUCAGAAGAGGGAGAACAGUUCCUCUUGGAAAUCUGCUCCUUCCAAAGUCCCAGGAUAUGGCUUACAAGUCAGAGACUCUGAGCAGAGCCACAGGUCCAGGAGCUCUCCAGCUGCCAACCACAGGCACCGGCAGCGCUCCAGGUCCAGGAGCCAGUCCCAGUCCCGUUCUCCUCAGAGACAUUCCAGCAAGAAGAGCUCAGAACAGUCUGGAUGCAGGGGGUCAAGAUCUCCUUCCAGGCACAGCAAACAGCACAGCAGUAGGGAGGAGAAGGGCAGAGCCAGAAGCCCUUCCCCCAGGAGGAGCUAUCGCCGGCAGCACACCACAGGCUACACCAGAAAGAUCUCCCCAGAGGAACUGGAGAGGAAACGUCAGGAGAUGAUGGAAAAUGCCAAGUGGAGGGAAGAGGAGAGAGCAAACAACCUCAGAAAGCAUCAAAAGGAGGAGGAGAUGGAGAAGGAGCUGCAGAAACUGGACACCAGAGAUGGGAAGUUCUUCAAUCGGCUGAAGCUGGAGAGUGCCUCCUCUUCCAGCCUUGAGGACCGAGUGAAGCGCAACAUCCACUCCCUGCAGAGGACUCCUGCUGCCCUGGAGAAGAACUUUAUGCAGAGAUGAACUUCUGAGUGUGGCAGAAGUUUGGUUUGUUUGUUUUUCCAAUGGAUUCUUAUUCCCAAAGGUGAGAAACCUCCAGCCACAGGCCCUGCUCUCUCUCCUCAGGAGCACUCAACCCUCCCUCCUACGCAGCUGCUGGAUUUCAGCUCACUUCAACCUUCUUGGAUGCUCCUGGCACUUGGGGAACAGUUGCUGAGUGUGAGCAAAGCUUUGCUGGAGAACUCCUCAGGCCUUUGUAUCCCCUUUUUUAACAUCUUGCCAGGCCUUUUUCCUUCUUUCUUCACCUUCAAGAUUGGGAGCAUCAUUAUUUGUGUGGUGUUACCCAGGUUAUGCCAGCUGGUAGCUGCUUGCUGCACAGGGCAGAUUGUCUGAGCUCUUUAUGGGGCAGAAUUUAAUCCCUGGCUUUGUUCACCCCUCAGAUUCAGAGCAGAACCCACUCACUUGUGAGUUAAAUUCCUGGAUUGGGAUAAAACCCAAACAAGCAACACCAAAUCCUGUUGAUUUUUGACAUCCUUCUCUCUCUCCCCACCUUGAGGAGUAUCAUUUUUGUGUGUUCUUACCCAGGUAAUGCCAGGUGGUUGCUGCACUGAGGUAGGUUGAGCUCCUCAGGUAACAACAUUUAACUCUUUCUUUUGUCUGAGCUCUUUAUGGGGCAGAAUUUAAUCCCUGGCUUUGUUCAGCCCUUAAAUUCAGAGCAGAACCCACUCACAUGUGGCUUAAAUUGAUGGAUUGGGAUAAAACCCAAACAAGCAACACCAAAACCUGUUGAUUUUUGACAUCCUUCUCUCUCUCCCCACCUUGAGGAGUAUCAUUUUUGUGUGUUCUUACCCAGGUAAUGCCAAGUGGUUGCUGAUUGCUGCACUGAGUAGGUUGUUUAAGCUCCUCAGGUGACAGCAUUUAACUCUUUCUUUUGUCUGAGCUCUUUAUGUGGCAGAAUUUAAUCCCUGGCUUUGUUCAGCCCUCAAAUUCAGAGCAGAACCAACUCAACCUGUGGGUUAAUAGCAUGGAAAUAGGAUAAAAAGCUACACAAGCAACACCAAAUCCUGUUGAAUGCUGGCACCACUUGAGCUGUGGCUUUGGAGGGUGAUGUUAAGACAAGAGAACUAAAACUCCUGUAGCCAUGAUUUGGUUGCUCACAGAUUUGAAGUAGUUUGACCCAAAGGGAGCUGCUGUCAGGGGGGGGAGGGGGGGAAGGAAAUGAGCAGAGUGUAGCUGGUACAGCAGAUGCUUCUCUGGGAUUUUGUAAUGUAAGUAAUGUGUAUUUGUACAGAGACACAGAGCUUUUUUAUUGGAGAAAAGACACUUUUACUCUCA